Lineus longissimus is the source of this 4587-nucleotide messenger RNA. RefSeq lists its product as uncharacterized. The record is from RefSeq and is a predicted model, not a curated record. The transcript is spliced from 4 exons. Lineage: Eukaryota; Metazoa; Nemertea; Pilidiophora; Heteronemertea; Lineidae. Bases 66 to 1625 code for a protein of 519 amino acids.
CGGGCUGUUUCAUUCUGAACUCUCAAACCAAGAGUGGCCCAGGAGAGAACAGGACAGGAGUCAACAUGGAUCGCGGCUACUUCGUGGUCAUUUUGCUGCUCAGCGUCACAAGGUCCAAGGUGUACGGCCAAGAUUUUGAAGGAUGUGUUGGUCCAUAUCCACCACCGGUGUUUCACGACUACAGUUUUACAGACAGACCACUCGUGGUCGAGGCGAAGGUGUCGUCAGCAUAUCCAGUUAGCGUCAACUGGCACGUAAGAUACUGGUAUGAGGACUGGCCUAAAAGUAGAGCCUUAUACUACUACAUACCGGAGAAUGGGGAUGACCAGUUCCAAGUUUACCAACAGAAAAGCGGCAAUGCCACACUGGUCCGCAUCACAGCAGAGACCAUGGAGAAUGCCCCCAAGAACCUAGGCCUUCAGAUAUUAGUCCACAAUCCUUGCACUACAAUCGAAUACAUCGUGAAUACAGCAACAAUCGGAAGGAUUUUCAACGGAGCUAUCCAUUUCCCGGUUAUGACCAAAGUGCCGGCGCCGGAGUACGUUGUCCAGCCGGGCGAGUUCCUAAGCGUGCCGUUUGGGGCGAAGGCCAAUCCUGUAGCCUAUUCAGUUUACGAAUACGGGCGGCAUAUCCGGCGGGAAGGCGACCGCUUGACAGUUCAGCAAAGGUUGGAGAAUAAUGGAGCUAUGCCUUACACGGCCCAAAACGUGAGAUAUUCACCAAGCUCAAACACCAAUGAUGAUAGAACGAAAACUUGGGGCGUUUCUAUGGAUUUCAAACCGUGGUCUGAGGCCGAUAGCGGGGUGUUUGUCGCGACGCGCUUUUCCGCCUACUUCUAUUUGCUUCCGAGUUCCGAUCCCCACAAAUACUAUAUCAGCUACAGGAUCAGAGCUUUCUUCGACGUUCGCAGCCGCCAGGUGGCUACACCAGCCCUAACAGUUUACAAUGAAUUGGACUUUCUCUACAGAGGGCAGCCUUUUCAGGAAUCGAACGGGAACUACCUCAUCCCUCUUCCCAGGACACUGAAAUGGGCCCAGUCAAUCCGAUGCAUAGCGCAUGCCAGCAACAAUCCCGUCAUACAGACAAGUAUGUUCUUCCCCAAGAAUGCAACAUGGCAGACCUUUGAGAACACAUCCACCAUCAUCGGCACAAAGACUGUGGCGUCAGAUGCGUUUGCGGUGGAUGGAACCUACCGGAAGUACAAGUGCAAGGCGCGUGCAGGAGGGAGGGAGGCGACCUUGACCUUCGCGACUAUAUGGUUCACCCCUUUUAAACUGGUUAGCCGAGAGCCGAAACUGAGUUGGUUAGACAAAGAGCCAUUUACUGUCACCUGCACCGGCAGAGGCGAACCUCGUGUAGCAGAUCAAUUUGCGAGGUUUUACCUCCUCAAUGCCACCUUCCGGUAUUACCCGAAUAGUCGGGACUACUUUGUCCAACACCGAAUCGAUGAGGUGACGGCUUCGACCCCUGGUACCAGCCUGUCAGUAGAUUACAUACCCGACCAAGGUAAAGUGACGGGGCGUCUGGAGGUUCUCGAUGCUAAUGCUCUUAAAGGCAAGAAGUGUCUCAUGUGCGUCGUCGGAGACCGUUAUAGUUUCGAUUACCACAGAUAUUGGAUGUCAUAAUCCAACAAGCCCAAUACUCCGUAGAGGACUUUGACUUAUCACCACGAUUAGCAGAAGUUAGAAACAAAAUACAUGCUCUCUUAACAGCAAGGUUUGAGAAGAAUAGGGCCAGGUUGUUCAACCCCUCAUCAAAGUGCUGUUGCAGUCUCCGUCUGGUGCUUACCAAGUGCUUUAGUCUUCUCGUAAUCUUUCAAAUUUUCAACAUCUCGGCGUUAAGUGAGCUAAUAAAUUCAUUAGUUAGUAGCGUAAUCAAAAUUAGUCCCGUUCAUUCCUUAAUACAUACGAAGCAGUCGGCUUAAUGCGUCAUCAGUAAAUUGAGUUUCUCUAAGUGUGCAAUUUUAACACUCGUCCUGGACUCGUAACAAAGCACAAAGGCGAGAAAUCAAAAUCCAAUUGUAAAUGACAGCGCUGAUUCUCAAUGAAAUACAACUCUGUUUUUAUGUCGCUGAACAUCUUCACUUCCAUUUCGUCAUCCUAUUCAUACUGUCUCUUAGUGUGAGGAACGAGGCCGGUCCACUGCGUCCGGUGUGUACGCACAUGUUGCAGGCAAGCGAAAGGAAAUGGAAUUCGAUGCAAAAUCGCCGCGCGUACCAAAACUUAGAGGUACAUGUACAUUGAUAUUUAAGUAAUGCUAAUUCGCUCUGCAGCUGCUAGUUUAUUAACUAGAUUCAUGGUUUUCAAGUUUUCCCGUAUGGACGACGAAUGGUUCAUCAGAAAUCGAUCCGUUCACCUUCGUGCCUUAUUCAGCAGGUUAUGAUGACCAACUGGGUAUCGAUACCCAUUGCUGCACUGAGGAUAAUGAUUGACCAGGUGGAUUCAUUCGUACGUGAAAUUGUGGUGCAUUCAUCUGCAGAAUACAGUUUUUUGUGUCAUUCCAAAUGUCCCUUAUCAAGAGCGCGUUGCCGCAGGCAAUGGAGUAGUUUGUCCGUAUGGAGGUGUCCCGAGUCCGGCCAGCACUUGUUUGCCAAGCUAUAAUUUUCACUUCAUGGCUACUGAAAACUGUGCCAAGUAUAAUAUGAGCCAUUUCUGAUUGUUAAAAUAUCUGUCAGCUUGCAAAGAAUGAGUACAAUUUAUGCAUGACGUGACUGUCUUCAGCAGAUAUGCUACGUCGAUAGCGGUUCCGCCGGAUUCGUCCUCGGAGCAGAGCGGUUUAUCGGAGGAUGGGUGACCGAGAAACAAAACAACAUUAGUCACAAGUGGCAACCGGAGAAUAUCGGAGGCGAUCGCGAAAGGGGACGAUUCCGGACUUGCUGGAUGGAUGUUGUAGUCCGCGAGUGCUGAAGUUGUAAGCGAGGUGUUGAUACAGAUAAGUUAGGACCGUGAUGCCUGGAGGGAUGAGUGAGUGAGUGAGUGUUUCGACACUGUGUCAACGUACCACUGGGCUUUAGUAACAUAAUUGAUACUUACACAUGGCUUCUCCUAGGUACCAUUUCUCCCUCGUAUGUAACUCCAUGAGAGCAGUGGGCAUCGUGACGAGUAAGACCAAGAGAUCCGCCAGGCUCAGGUUCAUCAGAAACACAUUGGUGGAAUUCCUCAUUUCCCGGUUACGCCAUAUCACAAAUGCCACAAGAAUAUUCCCAACAGUACCGAACACAAAUAUCAAUACGUAUAAAAUUGUUACAGUUAGUAACAUGUACAGAGGUAUAUCGUGACUUGGCGGUUCAAUGCCUUGGACGACGCUAUUGGAGACCUGCGGCAUCAUUGUGGUGUUGAAGAGGUUUAUCCACCCCAGGGGGUUGUCCCCUGUCGAAUAGUUGAGCGGCAUGAGGGUAGCGUACGCCUGUUACUCUCUCCUUAAGUCUAAUGGUGCGAAGUCUAUCUGGCGCGAAGGCUUGGUUCCUCGCAUUGAUAUUUGUGAAAAAGAACCCCUGAAUCCGUAGCCCACCGCAAGUGGUCACUCUACGUACUCACGGUUUAAUGGUGUCUUACUUGCCAAUUCUUUAAGAUGUUCCUACCAAGCAAUAAGUUAGCCUCAGUGAGCUCUCAUUCAGCCGAAGCGAAUGCUUUACGACGAACCCGACUGCAAUUCUCCUGAAUGGCGCAUUGACAUCUGUCGCGCAAAAACACAUUCAUCCUUCCGCGACUGUGUAAGUAUUCCUUACCACAAUCAUCUCACACCCCCAUCACAAUCUUUCUGAAUAUCACAAUGACAAAGACACAACGUAAUCUUGAGAACGUGAAUAUAUAUAUCAGGGUUACAACGUAAUGUUGAGCUAAAUUCACUCCUGCAUUUUACACUUUCGACCAUCAAAACUCCAAUCUUGAGUGUUAUCCUCUGUCAUUCCACGCACAGGUCGCGCAGCCGAUUGGCUCCAGGCUGCUUGAGAUGUAGAAGAUCUUUCAUUCUUCUAUUCUUCAAUUGCAUGUGCGUACUCAUCUAAUUCUGCAAGAGUUUAUGUUAGGCUGCGUCGUACCUACCUUUGUGGUAGAAACACUCAAUCGUAUUUACCUAAUCCCCAUAGAUCCCGACAGAUUUUUUGGCCCUGUUUGUGGAAGCUAGUGAACUUGCAGCACACGAUUUAGUACGAUGCAUCGCGAAUCUCCCUUAUUUCAAUCACACUGGCUUAGUCAUUGCCCUGGUUAUCGAGUCAAAAAAUAUACUACACACAAAACCUUUAGAUAAUUCCGAUUAAUGGCACGUUAUUUCAUCCUUUUUAUAUCCACGUAACUCGGCAGUUGGCAACAAAAUUACAAAAAUUACUAACAUUGUAACUCCAUUUUCCAUAAGAAAGUUAAAAUCCUUUUCCUCAAUUUGUUUCCUCAAAACAGGAAAGUUGUACCUUUGAUCGAUAUCGUGGUUAAUGACACAAUCCUUCCUGCUUUUUUUCGGUUUCAUAGACCAAUGCGAUUUUUUUGCUUAACAAAAUCGAAGGCAAAACUCAAAUUCUGGUCCGUGUUUGUACAAACACAACGCCCGCGUUUAGCAAAGGAACGAGUACGAUGUGUCGUCUGCCACGCGCGU